Messenger RNA from Pecten maximus, 4599 nucleotides. RefSeq lists its product as uncharacterized. The transcript is spliced from 10 exons. Gene Ontology annotation, molecular function: chitin synthase activity. The record is from RefSeq and is a predicted model, not a curated record. Gene Ontology annotation, cellular component: cell septum; cell periphery. NCBI's taxonomy places the organism in Eukaryota, Metazoa, Mollusca, Bivalvia, Pectinida, Pectinidae. The coding region runs from base 640 to 4131 and encodes 1163 amino acids.
UAUAGUUAAACAUGUAUAAAAAGCAACGCUUUUUUUUUCAAUUCAAUUCACAUUUUUCUUUAAAAGUAUUUUGACAGUGUAAGCUGUGAUUGACUGUAAGAAUUCAGUCUCCGGACAGGAUUUGGUAGACAAACAUUGACAUGGAAUCAUUGCUGUAUAUUUGUAACUUGGCUAGUUCCUGAUUUCCUGAGAGAUCCCAUUGUAUACAUGUUAGAGUGAUGAUGACACGAUACUGAAGAAUGCUCGCCCAGAAAAAUCAUCGUGACAUAAACUGCUGUAGACUUGUAUCACGUACAUCUGGAUAUAUCAUUGAACAUUGAUGUGAGCAACAAAGGAGACCAUUGAGGACUACAUCCUUUUUUUUUUCGAAAAAAAUGACCAUGGGAUAUUUGUUCGGCGACAAUCAAGGACGACUAAAGCGGUGCUAUUACAUUGUGUAAUGGAGUUUAUUUACUUACCAUUGCGACAGAGUAUUUGUUAUUUCGUUUCCUGACCGAAGACAGAAACAUCUGACGGACACGUACAAACCAGCAUGUCAGAUUAAAGUGAAAAGUAGAUAAACCCCGAUAAACGGUAUACCAUACAUGUUAAAUUCUAUCAUUUUAUCUUCAGGUGGCCACUUCACUGUUGAUUUUAGAAAUGAAUCCAUCCAAAGUCUGCAAGGUGUUGGUACAACUUGGAUUUACAUUCAUCCUUCUGCUGAUCAUCUUUCUUGCUCAGCUGGCUAUUGUCUUGGCACUUGGCAGAAAGGAUAGCACUGGUCAGGAAAUCUGGUACGUCUGCGUUGGCGUCGUGCUUCUUAUACCAGAGCUCGUCCAUAUCAUACAAAUACUAUGGUGUGCCUCCUUCCUGAAUGAUGGGAAAAUGAAACAAUGGCCAUUGUUCCGGGGGAUAUGUAGUGGUAUCAUCCUUAGUAUAAUUGAGGCUAGCUGCAUAUCAAUGCUGACAUACGUUAUCCUGCCCCGGAUGCCGUGCUACAUAAUGUUGCCGAUACUGAACUUCUCACUGCUGCCGGAACUCUCACAGUCAGUCAAGGCGAUUAGAAACAAACAUGUCUACACGUGUAUGGAACCUACAUUGCGGAUAUUUUGCUGCAUGACCAUCUUUGUAGCUGGGAUCGUAUCAAGUAUCUUCCUAUCUACCUCGGACAUACUUCUACCAUACCAAUCCGCCAUGUUGCCAUUCUUACUUAUCGGAGCGUCUAUAAACCUGUAUGAGCCCGCCCUAAAACACAUCCAUGGACACUCGGAUGCUUCAUUUCAUAACACAUCAUUAUUAUACGGAUCGCUGAGGAUGUUAACAUAUCUAUUGUUUUGUUUCAUGUGCUUUAACACUGACACUAUCGGAUCCAUUUCCCUUGAUUUUCGACAGUUAAUUAAGGGCUUUCAAGUAUUUAGUAGUUUAGAAAAUUUACAUAUAUUAAUUGUUGUACAUAUCUCUUUUUCGUUUAUUUCAUUGGCGUCGUACAUGGUCCCAACUAAAUCACCAUUAUCCAAGUUCUGCCCCUGGCUUUUGUCUCCUUUAUUCAUUUCAUUGUUUUUUGUAAUCCUUAUAGAACACGGAAAGGUCAAUUUUGAAAUGUUUGAUUCAUUCCUGAGUUAUAUACCAGUAACCUCUGAUCUAAUAGCUGUGUUUAUUAUGUGUGGUAUUCUUACAUUGCUGCCAAUUUGCUUGAUGAUGAUACCUCAGUGCUUUCGCAAAUUUGAGAAGAAUCCAGGAACUACUAAAGAAGAAAAAACAUUGUAUCGUUACAACUCCGUACUCCUUCUCCAGUUUUUGUUGAUACAACAGAAAAUAUUUAGAAAACAUACUCACGAACAGGAUUCACGCGAUAGGAACAAACCAUCAAGAGUUUAUAUUUGUACUACAAUGUACCAAGAGGCGGAACACGAAAUGGACAGGCUUCUUAGAAGCUUAGAUUGUGUAAUAACAUCACAGAAACUCAAGGAGAAAAAUAUCUACAUAGAAUCUCACAUAUUCCUUGACAAUGGAGCGGAUGGUAAGGAAAUGAAAGACUUUGGGAAACAGUUAUUAUCUUUAGUGGAGGAAAGGAUUGAACUUCGACCCGAGUCUGGUAUACUGCUAUACACACCUUAUGGGAUACAAUUACACUGGGUGUUAGAAUGUGGUACUCCAUUAUUUAUACACCUUAAAGACACACAAAAGGUCAAGGCAAAGAAGCGAUGGAGCCAGGUGAUGUAUUUAGAGUAUGUCCUCAAAUACAGGUCUAAAUGGGGAGGUACACAGACUCCAUACGAAUCAAAAACCAUGUCCUCUAAUCCCUCAUUUGCAUAUGGUUCUACAGGUUCUUUGGAUAGGUUAAAUGACUAUUAUUUGUCCAAUGGUACAGGUAAAGAAAAUUCGACAUAUUCUAGCGGUAACUUUUUGGACAUUCCCGACAUUAUCCUUAAUCAUGCCGGGGACGACACGGACAGCAAUUCGGCUGACAAUUUCACAAUCGACAUGGCAUCAAACGAUGGCAGUUUUUACCCAAGUGAGACUCCGAGUCGAGCCGGAAGUGAUUUGUUUGUGAAGGAAACCCCAUUGGAAAUCCAUACACAGGAUAGUACUAUUUUCUCUGUGUCUCUAUCCAUGUCCAAUACUUCUGGGCCUCAUUUAUCAAAAUCUAUGGACGAUUACAUCCUCAUGACAGACGCCGACAUGUCAUUCGACGAUGACGCAGUCCUUGCAGUUGUGGAUGCUUGUAAAGAGAACCCGGAUGUUGGAGGAGUCUGUGGUAGGACCUAUCCAACUGGACUUUACAGACAUCCAAUUCUCUGGCUUCAAAUGUUUGAAUUUGCCAAAGAUUUCUGGAUGAUAAAGAGUUCUCAGAAUGUGAUUGGAUCCGUGAUGUGCUGUCCCGGAUGUUUCAGUCUGUUUCGAUUCGAAGCCUUAUCUGAUAUUUUCUCAACAUACGCCAGUCCCACCGAGACAGUGAUGGAUGUGUUCACAAAGGAUAAUGGUGAAGAUCGGUGGAUGUGUACGCUUAUGAUGUUGAAAGGCUGGAAACUUAGAUAUAUACAGACCGGGCGAAACAGCACGUUUUGUCCCGAGACAACUUUAGAGUUUAUGAAGCAAAGAAGACGGUGGCUACUGUCGGACUACACAAACGCUUUACUAGUUAUCCAAAACAUCGCCAAUCUGAUGACCCUCAACUCAGCAUUCUCUUUAACCUACGUUCUGUACGUUGUACAACUUUUCAUCAUCAUGGUGUUGUAUCCUGGAGCUACCGUCAUGAUGUUGUCACUCGGCCUUGAAUUAGGCUCAGGGAUACCUCUUUUCGCCAUAACUCCAACAUUUUACCUGUUGAUUGUUGGGUACAGCAUUGUGCUGGUCAAAGACAUACCUGCUUCAGUACAAUUGGUGAUAUCCAAAGUACUCAUAAUAGUGUUAGGACUGGGGACGUUGUUUGUAUUUGGUUCAACGUCUGUAAUCAUCGUUCAAGCACUGAUUCAAGAUUACCAAGUACAAACGAUCCGGCACAUCGAGUAUAUUCUGAUACUGUCCCUAGCGGCCACCUACCCCUUGGCAGCAUUACUUCACCCGUCUGAACUGCCGAUGCUGUUGUACGGCCUGCCUUACAUGUUCUUUCUCCCACUGCUCAACAUAAUUCUACCAGUGUAUGCCUUGUGUAACAUUGUCGAUCAGUCCUGGGGAACUCGAGAUAACCAAUUGGCAAAAGUACCGAAGUUCUUAAGUCUACCGAAAUUGAAAAAGAGAAAAAAGAAGAAGAAAGCGAAAUCACUACCGUCGCCUAAAGGGUCCUACACAAGUUUGAACAGUUCUGUACUGGAUCUUCAAAACUUCAAUGAGGACGAAGUUUCGUUUUGGGAGAAAGUUGUCAAUAAUGUUAUUGGAGUAAACGUUAAAGGAGGUAUGACGUCAGAGGAAAGGACAAAUGGGCUGCGUACAACUAGAAAGAAAGUAGUGAUUUGGUUUCUCUCUAUCAACGCCGUAUGGGUUAUCGUACUGUGCGCGUGUUAUGGACUUUUGCUUCAACUCAUGGACAAUAAGACGAUUUUCAGUGUUGUCAUGAUUUCGUCCCUAGGUCUCACACCACUGAUACAAGUGACUGGAAUGAUUGUCGACAGAAGCUUGGUUCUGUUCAGACUAAUCAGUAAAUAUUUGUAAUAGAUUUCUGUCAGGAAUUAUCACCGCGUAACUAGAGGUGAUUACAGACAUGGAAUUAAAGUCGAAUCUCGUUAUCUCGAAGUAAGUUGGCCAUAACAAAACUUGAGAUAGCCCGAUCAUUCCAUGUCACCGAUAAUAUUUUGUAUGUCGUUUUAACUGUCAGACCUGAAUUUUACUUCGAGUUAAGCAGAGUCUUCGAGUUACCAGAGUUCGCGAUAACGAAACAUGAAGGACUAUUUUAUUUGCCUUAUUUAUUUUUCCUUUUGAGUAUAUGAUUUAUGUUUUAUAAAUAAACAAUGCUAUGACUAAAUAGAGGUGUCGUUGUCCUUUGGAAUUUUGAUAUUGUAUCUUUAUACACACACGUUUUGUAUUGAUUAUCAAAAUGAACUUAUCAAGUACUCCAUAUUUGUGUUACAGAUCGAGAUAAGGUCAAAGUUAUCCCUUAUGAUGAUAACUAAAUACACGGUU